GAUGGUUUAACGCUGUUAUGUUUUCUCAGAUGUGGCUGAAAUUCUUCGCUGUAGUUCCGUUUAUUGCUGUUUGUACUUUUUAUACGACUUUUUACCACCAGCCGAAAGUAGAGGACAGGUCGGUUAUAAGCGCGUAUUUCUUUACUACAACUUUAUGCUGUUUGCACGGUUAAUUUUCCAAAGUAUGUCCUCUACUCUUUGUCGUCAUGUGAUCUGGGAGUCAGAGGGGCUAGUGGCCUACCUUCGCCCCCGUCCCUGGACUCCAGGCUCUGUAAUACUUGAGAGCAAGACUCCUGGUAACCCAGGAGGCAGCAUUUUUCACCUGGAGGAGUCAGAAUAUUUGUCCUGGCUGCUGGGGGCGAGAACUGUAGCACAGCUGCUGUGUGACAGACUCGGGGUUCGGAGGUGUGCACUGGUCAGCAGACCUCACAGAGACAGACCUGCUCAGAUCAGUGUCCUCCCCCUACAUGGUCUGGAUGCAGAGUGGCGGCCUCAUCUAGCUGGAGAAGAAGAGCACAACACCCAUGACCCGGGAUACUGCACCUCCAAGACUGCCCCUCGCUGGAGUGACUCUAGCCUGACUGAAAUCCAGACUAAGAUUAGAGGCAAGCUCCCAUUCCCUAAUGCCCCACCUAAUCUGACUUUCCUCGGGGACGAUCCGGCUCACCCUGGCAUUUUCUCCUGUAUUGUUCGUGGGGAGGAGCAGCAUUGGCGGGUAUGGGAGGAUGAAAGUCAUGUGGCCUUUCUCACUCCUUUCCCCAACUCUCCAGGACUCACUGUGUUAGUCCCGCGCCGACCUCUGACCUCGGAUAUAUUCAGAUUAGAAAAGAAAGACUACGAGGGCCUGGUGCUAGCUACCAAAAAGGUGUCAUGCCUCCUUGAGGAGGGAUUGGGUGCUUGGGGGGUCGGGCUUAUUUUUGAAGGUUUUGAGAUUGACUACGCUCACGCUAAGUUGAUACCGCUGUUUCUGUCCUCAUCAGAUGGGGCCCCUAAACCCUCAUCUCCCCAAUUGCACCCCACUUAUCCAGGAUAUGUAACAUCAGAGGACGGACCUGAAGCUAGUCCAGAAAGUCUGAAGAUGAUGCACUCCAAAAUUACUGAGACUUGAUGCUGUUUUGAGUAAUCUUAUUCCUAGUGUGGCAAAGAUCAUUUUUUAUUAAUUUUUUACUUAAUAAUGUGCCCCACUUUUCUGUUCACUGACUAAUUUUUACUCUGGAUCAGCAAAAAUCUAAGAAGGCGAUUAAAGUAAUAUCUUGUUUACCUUUUCAUUAAAAAUAAAAAUCUUAUCUGAAA
This is a messenger RNA of Melanotaenia boesemani (Boeseman's rainbowfish), 1293 nucleotides long. RefSeq lists its product as uncharacterized. NCBI's taxonomy places the organism in Eukaryota, Metazoa, Chordata, Actinopteri, Atheriniformes, Melanotaeniidae. Gene Ontology annotation, molecular function: catalytic activity. The transcript has 3 exons. The coding region runs from base 155 to 1108 and encodes 317 amino acids. The record is from RefSeq and is a predicted model, not a curated record.